Chlorella variabilis is the source of this 1401-nucleotide messenger RNA. RefSeq lists its product as hypothetical. NCBI's taxonomy places the organism in Eukaryota, Viridiplantae, Chlorophyta, Trebouxiophyceae, Chlorellales, Chlorellaceae. The record is from RefSeq and is a predicted model, not a curated record. Gene Ontology annotation, molecular function: serine-type endopeptidase activity. The transcript is spliced from 11 exons. Gene Ontology annotation, biological process: proteolysis. The coding region runs from base 1 to 1401 and encodes 466 amino acids.
AUGGGCGGAGCUGCGGCAUGCCUUCGCUUGCUCGCCCUCCUCAGCCUCCUGCUGGCGAUUGAAGCUCGCCGCAGGCGGCUUCAGGCCGACGACAGCGUGCAGGCUGCCGUGCUGGGUAGCAGCGUCGCCCGCCCGGCGGGCGCGUUUGUUGCCGCCCUGUACUUCGCUGAAGAGGGCUGGGGAUGCACCGGGUCCCUCAUUGCCAGCAACGUGAGCUUCUAUGAUGAUGACGACUACUUUUACAAGCCCUCCAAAGUGCGCAUCGGGUCUUACGACCUGAGCAAGGCGGGAGGAAAGGACUUCAAAGUGAAGAGUGUCAUUGUGCACCCAGACUACGCAGACGAUCCCAACGGCGAGAGCGACAUUGCCCUGAUUGUGCUGGCCAGCAAGUCCAAGGCGACACCCAUCAAGCUGGCGGCGGCCAGCGCUGCGAAGAAGCUCAAGGAUCAGGCUGCUGUGUGGGCGGCAGGGUAUAGCGACGGCAACGACUUUACGACCCUGAGGCGCUUCUCCACGCCUUACAACACCCGCGCCACAUGCGAGGAACGGCUUGAAGACGACCCCUCCACCACCGCUCGCACCAUCUGCACCGGCCCGCCCAGCAAGAUGACAGGGCAGGGCGUGUGCGAUGGCGACUCAGGGGGGCCGCUCAUUCUUGGCUCCAAGCCUCCCUACACCCUUCUGGGCGUGCUGUCCGAAGCCACCCAGGACAAGCUCUGCUCCACCGGCCGCACAUCAUUGGCCUUUUGGGGCAGCAUCGCACACUUCCGCCCCUGGAUCGAUAACCAGCUAGCCAAGGCGUGGUACGGAGUGCACGUGCGGCUGCCGUGGGGCGGCGCCGCACACGAGCCGCCGCCGCCCAGCGGCUACCUCACUCUCAUCCCGCUGUCAGACGCGCGGCUGCAGCCCCGCGACACGCGCGUCACCGCCGCCUUUCUGCUGCUGUUUGCGUGCGUGGUAGCGGGGGCGGUGUUUGUGGCGGUGCCGCGGGCGGUGAGCGUGGGGGAGAUCACGGUGAAGGCGGACCGCAUGAGCUGGAAUACGACCAAGUCCACGUACCAGCUGAAGCUGCUGGCGCAGAUGCCCGUGUACAAUCCCAACUUCCUCUCAGCUUCCAUAGAGGGCGACCUGCACGUGCUCUUCUACAAGACCGUCGCCGGCGCGGGGCACAUCAAGCCACAGCGCCUGCCGCCAAGAGCCGCCCCCAAGAGCCUGGGCGUUGCCAUUGAUGCCAGCGACGUGCCCUCAGACUACAUUCUGGCCAUCCUCAGCCAGUGCUCCACCUUCCCGGAGGUCCUCAUCUUCUUCCUCAAGGGCAAGCUGACGGCGAGGUACAUGUGGCAGCGGCAGCACCUGGCAACGAUAGAUACCUAUUUCAUGAUCAGCUGCCUGGAUCCAUAA